This is a messenger RNA of Physella acuta, 3239 nucleotides long. Its product is annotated as orexin receptor type 2. Gene Ontology annotation, molecular function: peptide binding; G protein-coupled receptor activity. Gene Ontology annotation, cellular component: plasma membrane. Gene Ontology annotation, biological process: G protein-coupled receptor signaling pathway; cellular response to hormone stimulus. The record is from RefSeq and is a predicted model, not a curated record. Lineage: Eukaryota; Metazoa; Mollusca; Gastropoda; Physidae.
ACUUAAAGGGAAAACCCAUUGUGUUUAACGGAUACAUUUUUCAAAUAUUUUACACUUGCUUUACAAAAAACAAUGUAUCCUUACUCAAAUAUCAAGAGGUUACUAUUUAUAUCUUUGAAAUCAAUGUUGUAACCGAGUAUAAAAAGAGAGUAGACUACUUAAGUAGCUCAUUCUAAAUGUACAGUAGUAAAUGUCUCACGGGACUGACAAAUAAUUAAAGUUUUACAGUUUAAUGAAUUUGUAAGCUGUGAAGUAUUUCUAGAUAAAGUUUAGGUCAAAUUCAAACUCUCUAUACAAAGGUUCACAAUGUUUAAGAUAAAAAAAAAAAAUAACAUUCAUAGUCUUUAUUUUUCAUAGAAACAAUGAAUCAUUUGAAGAGUUUUACAGUAUGACCAACACUUGAGUGUAGUGAUACAGACUCUAAAUGUAGCUACUUCACUGGAUGGAAACUUCUAAUAUCACAAGCAAAUCUUUCCAUCAAUUUCAGUACACAUCAGCUGACUAAUUAUGUUAGAAAAUUUAUCAAGUUGAAGGAUUUGUGUUUAAUUUGUGUUAAGAUUUCAUGGUUAGAUAAAAGAAUGAAAACACAUAUUGAAGACUAAACUGAUGCAGUUGUAUAAUAAAGCCAUGAAUUCCAGCAUCAAUGGGCUCAAUGAGUCCUUCGUGGAGAUGUACAGAGAACAGUUAAGUGAUGAGAUGGCUCUGACACUCCUGCCAGCCAUUUUGAUACUGUGUUUUAUUAUCAUCAUUGGUCUGGUAGGGAACUGCCUUGUGUUUUAUGUGUACUACUACAAAUUUACAUCCAGUUCUGCAAGGACUGCCAUCUUGGUUCUUGCAUUCUCUGAUCUGAUCACAUGCACCAUUAGUAUCCCUGGAGAAAUCAUUGACAUGCGCUACUCAUACAACUUCACCAGUGAACUCCUUUGCCGGGGCGUUCGCCUGGUAGCAACUGUUGUGUUGAUAGCCUCAGGUUUUGUUCUGGUGACCGUGGCGGUGGAUCGCUACCAGAGAAUCUGCCACCCGCUGGGGAACCACCUGACAGCCAAGGCUGUGUGGAAGCGUGUCUUGUUUCUCUAUAUACUGGCCACACUAUUUGCUGUUCCGGCGCCCAUUGUGUAUGGUAUCGCUGAAGUAGCCACGCCCAUGUCUGGUGUUUAUGGCAGCGAGUGCUCUACUAACCAAUUCUUCAAAAGCCACCCACUUCCUAUUGCCUACAGUGUUAUCUUACUGCUAGUUUUUGUAACAGCCUUCACUAUAAUGAUUGUAAUAUAUGUCUUGAUUGGACGUAAAGUCUUAAGACAAAACAAGUUUAGAAAGAAUGUCAGAGUAAGGAAGGGAAGUAUAGCAUCUCAGGACACCAACCACAGACACACAGUGUGUAGCACCAGUCAAGAGAACGAGCCUUCAUUGUCUGAUGGAGUCAAGAACUCUUCAAUUGUUCAAGAGGAACCAGAGAAUAACAUGCAUCAGGAGGAAUCAAAAGUAAAACAACACAACAACAACAACGGCACUAAGCUGACCAGAAAAUCAUCAGUAAUCCGCCACCUGCGUAAGCUAUCAAGCACCGGGGAUGCACGCACUAGAAAAACAACCAUGAUGCUGUUCUUCAUCACGCUGGUGUUUGUCCUGAGUUUCCUGCCCCACAUAGCACUCAAAGCCGUGCAAGCUUUAAACAAAAACUUUAUGUCCAGUCUCAGCGUAACAGGAGUUAUUUUCUACAAUAUUUUUGUGCGCUCCUGUUUCUUCAACACAGCUGUCAAUUUUUUUAUAUAUGGUUUCUGCAGUCCAAAGUUUAGACACGAAUGCAGAAACAUCUUUUUGAAACUGACGUUUUGGAUUAAAAACAAGAGGAGAGCCUCUAUUCGAAGUGAUGACAUUCAGUAGCUUAUACAUUAACUGACUGUGCUAAUGUGCGUUAAUUAAAUGUUUGAGGGAAAAGUUCAUUUUAAAAAAUUAUGUCUUUAUGCUUAUACUGUUGAUACUACUUUGUUCAUAAAUCAGGCGUGAAGAUAUUUAUCAACUACGAUAUGAAUACAUAAAAUUAAUCUGAACUUUUAACAUUAAGUUUCUAUAUUCUGUGGUUUAAAUUCACAUUAUAUGAAGGUCUAACUGAUUGUUCAGGCAUUUUAAUUUCCCUGACCUAUGAUAAAAAAGUGCAAGCAUUUUACCUGCACUAUGAAUGUCUGUCAAGUGUUAACUUUAACAUCUAUUCCCAACAUUCCAAUAAUUAAGUCAUCUAUAAUUUUAAGAUUAUCAACUGAUAUCUGAACCUGUCUCUCAAUUAUAAAGAAGAAGAACGAGCAAUAAAUUAAAUCUGAACAAAAUUAUAAUUGCCAUUUCUAUUUGAGUAACAUGAAAUCCAAGUCACUUAGAUAUUUCUUUUGGAAUUUCACAAGAUCAUGUUAUUAUAUUCAUUUUACAUUCUUACUGCUGGGUAAGAAACUUUAUUUAAAAAAUCAAGAUUUUUAUCAACCAUCUUUUUCCUUCUAAAUCUAAAUAUUUCAUCAAUUUUUUAAAAAAUCACAUGACAAUUCCCCCACUCCCAAUAAUAAUAGCACAAUUUUCUAACCCACUUAAAAAAACAUGAUUCUAAUGAAAGUUAACUUUUUUGUUGCUGUGAAGAAAUACAACAUCCAGUCAUAGACAUAACAAUACCACAUAUGCAGAGAUCUUUAAUCAAUGAUAUUUAUGGUUACUAACUGAAGUAAUGUAAAUAUUGAAUGUUAACUAUGAAUUUAUAAAAAUGUACUGUAAAUAUUGAAAGAAAUGUAAAUUAUGUAGUUUGUUUUUAACUUUUGUAAAAAUAUUGUGUACAAUUUAUUAUACAUUGGAUACAGCAAAGUAUUGUAACUACGUUACAAAAUUUAAAGUUGAGUUGGAUGCACUAAUUUGAAGCUGAAUGUUAACAAAGAUUUUUAGAUGGGGUUGAUAUUUUGGAUGUUUCUAAAAGGGUACUAAAAUAUACUUGAUUUAAAUAGCUAAUAUAUUUCUCCAGAGCACAUAUAAGUUCUUGUGUAUAUAGUGGACAAUUAAAAAUGAAACAAUAGUGCUUAAGUAAAAGUUCUAAGGAGUUUCUUACCUUUAAUAAGACUGCUAACAAUUUAGACAGCAUAAUUAUUUCAUACUAGUGAGAAACUAUUAAAUCUUUCUAUAAAAAAUGUUUUGUAUUCCAUAUUUCUUUUAGAGCUUGUGUGUGUAUAGUGAAUUAGAAGGGUUAAAAUAAUGGAUCAGUAUUUGAU